Molecule: messenger RNA, 1630 nt
Organism: Durio zibethinus
Lineage: Eukaryota; Viridiplantae; Streptophyta; Magnoliopsida; Malvales; Malvaceae
Product: chaperone protein dnaJ 50-like
Biological process (GO): protein folding
Cellular component (GO): endoplasmic reticulum membrane
Source: RefSeq, a predicted model, not a curated record
UUUGAUCAGAUCAGGGGGUACUUUUGUAAUUACAUCAAAGAAGUCUGUUUUCAGCUUCCAACCGUAAAGGCAUUUCGAAGGAGACCAGAGAAGAAAACAAAGAAAAACACGAUGAAGACGAUGGCGCCACCAGCCGCGAUACGGUGGUGCGCAGUCGUAUCGAUACUCAUUCUAUCUCUAUAUAUCUCACCGUCGAUCUCCAUUUACUGCGACGAAGACGAUUGCUAUGAUCUUCUAGGGGUUUCUCAAAAUGCUAAUGCCUCGGAGAUCAAGAAAGCCUACUACAAGCUCUCCUUGAAAUAUCAUCCGGAUAAGAAUCCAGAUCCGGAAUCGAGAAAGCUUUUUGUGAAAAUUGCCAAUGCUUAUGAGAUUUUGAAAGAUGAAGCCACGAGGGAGCAAUAUGAUUAUGCAAUUGCUCAUCCUGAGGAGGUAUUUUAUAACACAGCUCGUUACUAUCAUGCAUAUUAUGGUCACAAAACGGAUCCUCGUGCUGUCUUGGUUGGUCUUCUUCUGAUUCUAUCAGCAUUUCAAUAUCUAAAUCGGUGGACAAGGUAUAAUCAGGCUGUAGACAUGGUCAAGAAGACACCUGCUUACAAAAACAGACUGCGGGCAUUGGAACUUGAACGUAGUGGAGGAACAACUAAUAAGAAGAAGAGUAACAAGCAAAUGGACAACAGGAAAAAGGAGGAAGAUCUCAGCAAAGAGCUUGAGCUGGACAUUAAGGGAGCCGAAAAGCCCUCCAUCUGGGAAUUAAUUGUUGUCCGUUUCAUUCUCCUUCCCUACACUAUUGGCAAGCUAUUGUUGUGGUAUGUCUGUUGGUUCUGGAGAUACAAAGUGAAACGAGCUCCAUAUUCUUGGGAAGAUGCAGCUUACUUGACAAGAAACUCCCUCAGAGUGCCUCUUGAAGCAUGGCUAAACAUUGAUGAAUCAACCAAGGAGGAUCUUAUACAGAGACGUUUAUGGAUUAAGUCAAACUUAGAGAGCUAUAUAGCAGAAAUGCGAAAAGAACACAAGCGCAGAAGAUAGAAGGAUUAUUGCAUCGCUUACUCGAGAUUGUUUGCCCAAACUACAUGCAGGAACGGAACUGCUUUUUACUAAUAUAGACGAUUUUGGUUUGAUUGUACUUGAAGGCUGAGAAGACUGUUGUUGCUAAUUGUUAAGUUUUGAUCCGUAACAUUCAAAUCUAAUUCUUGUAGCGGAGUAUUCAGAAUGUAUUUUUUGUAAACUUCCGUAUAUAAAGUGUAGAUUUAGAUGGCUUUUUUGUGGUCAUGGGCCUUACUUGCUGGUGAGCGAGGGACAUAGUUACAUGGUGUCAAGUGGACUAAAUUGAACCCACUCAACUCUAGAAUAGAAAUAUUUUGUUUAUAUAUAUGCUAUUUCUGAUAGCUGGGAAGGUUAUGUGAUGAAGAAAAAAGGAAAACCAUUAUUGUUGUGUGAAACAGGGUGUUGGUAAAUGUGCUAUAGUAGUAAAUUCUGAAGUAAUAGAACGAAGUUAGUCACUCUUGCUUGGCAAGGAAGCAAGACAUCUAAAUGUUACAACUGGAACCUGCUUUAAAUCCCGACCCAUUUACGACCUCCCGCAAAAUAAGAAGAAUCCAUUUGCCCAUUGUAGCCAAAAGCCCAAAAAAAG